Carassius auratus (goldfish) is the source of this 761-nucleotide messenger RNA. Its product is annotated as mesoderm posterior protein 2-like. Gene Ontology annotation, biological process: mesoderm formation; heart morphogenesis; somite rostral/caudal axis specification. Lineage: Eukaryota; Metazoa; Chordata; Actinopteri; Cypriniformes; Cyprinidae. The record is from RefSeq and is a predicted model, not a curated record. Bases 3 to 761 code for a protein of 252 amino acids. Gene Ontology annotation, molecular function: protein dimerization activity; DNA-binding transcription factor activity, RNA polymerase II-specific; RNA polymerase II cis-regulatory region sequence-specific DNA binding. Gene Ontology annotation, cellular component: nucleus. The transcript has 2 exons.
GUAUGGAAAGCUCAAGCCACAGCCAGCAGAACCAGUGGAGCUGCUCAAGCUCAGAGUCAGAGUUUUACAGUGUUUCCUCUCCAGACACCGUUUCGCCGAAUGCAUCCAUGGAGCGGGGCUUCUCUCCGUCCCACCAGGCCCAGCCUGCAUGCUCAAAAUCAGUCAAACCUGCAAGCUUCGUCAAGAGGAAACGCAGAUUAAGGCUGAAGAACCCGAGCGAGCAACGGCAGAACGCAAGUGAGAAGGAGAAGUUGAGGAUGAGGGAUCUGACCAAAGCUCUCCACCACCUCAGGACCUACCUGCCGCCGUCUAUAGCUCCCGUAGGCCAAACGCUGACCAAGAUCGAGACGCUACGGCUCACCAUACGCUACAUCUCGUUUCUGUCUGCUCAGCUGGGUCUCAGUGAAGAAGAGCUGAACCAAAGGAGGAACGUGAACUCCAGCAGCUGCGCAUAUUCUCCAGAGAUCGUUGGUUAUUUUCAGUACAGGACUAUGGCUGGAGACUGGGUUGUGGCGCAAGGACAGGGUUAUGGGCAUUAUGAAGGACAGUAUGAAGGUUUCUCUGCUCAUACAGGGCAAUCUGAUGAGAUCAGCAUGGAUCAGUAUGACGGUUCCUCACAGCAGCAUUCAACAGAGCAAAUCUUCUCUGCAAAUAUAGACGGCUUCCUCCAGUCACAACAGUGUGCUCAAACAACACAGACAUACCAGGUUUAUGGCAGAAACUUUGGCCAUCAUCUUGUUCCUCGAGCUUACUGGAGCUGA